AUGUCAGCAGGCUGCUAGGAGACUGGAGCGGGAGCUACUCUCUGCCUGAUUUCCAGCUCGCUGAGGUUUCUUCCACCGACCACAAUGAACAAGUUCCUGUGCUGCACGCUUGUGCUCUUGGACAUUGCUGUUAAGUGGACCACCCAGGACGACUCUUCCCCCAAGUAUUCCCAUUAUGACCCAGGGACAUCUCAUCAACUGCUGUGUGACCAGUGCCCUCCUGGGAGCUACGUAAAACAGCACUGUACAGCCACCAGCCCGACGCAGUGUGCCCCAUGCCCGGAUCAGUACUACGCCGAAGAGUGGAACAGCAACGAUGAAUGCCAGUACUGCAGCGCCGUUUGCAAAGAGCUGCAGUAUGUCAGGCAGGAGUGCACCAGCACGCAGAACCGCGUCUGCGAGUGCGUCGAAGGCAGAUACCUGGAGCUUGAGUUUUGUUUAAAGCACACGGAGUGUCCUCCCGGAUUUGGCGUUGCACAGCCAGGUACCCCUGAGAGUGACACCGUAUGUAAGAGAUGUCCAGAAGGAUUUUUCUCGAAUGAAACAUCAUCCAAAGCACCCUGCCUAAAGCACACAAACUGUAGUGCACUGGGUUUCAAAACAGCAUUGAAGGGAAAUGCAGUUCGUGACAAUGUCUGUCAGGAAAAUACAGAUACGGCAUCUCAAAAAUGUGGAAUAGAUGUAACCCUGUGUGAGGAGGCUUUGUUCAGGUUUGCUGUUCCUACCCAGCUCACACCUAACUGGCUGAACAUACUGGCAGACAGUUUGCCCGGGACAAAGGUUAGCCCAGAAAAUAUCGAAAGGAUUAAACAAAGGCACAGUUCUCAGGAGCAGACCUUCCAGCUUUUGAAAUUAUGGAAGCAGCAAAACAAAGAACAGGACUUGGUCAAGAAGAUUAUUCAAGAUAUCGAUCUUUGCGAAAAUAGUGUCUUAAAGCAUAUUGGCCACCCAAACCUCACCUUUGAACAUCUGAACACACUGAUGGCGAGUUUACCAGGCAAGAAAGUGGGAAAAGAAGAUAUCGAGCGCACAAUGAAACUAUGUCAACCUACAGAGCAAGUUCUGAAGCUUCUCAAUCUGUGGAGAAUAAAGAAUGGCGACCAAGACACCAUUAAAGGUUUAAUGUAUGGACUGAAGCACUUGAAAACAUACCACUUUCCAAAACGAACCAUCCAAAGUCUGAAGAAGGUGAUUAAGUUUCUUCACAGAUUUACAAUGUAUAGAUUAUACCAGAAACUCUUCUUAGAAAUGAUAGGGAACCAAGUUAAAUCAGUGAGAGUAAGAUGUGUCUAA
Egretta garzetta (little egret) is the source of this 1293-nucleotide messenger RNA. It is a transcript of the gene TNFRSF11B, whose product is annotated as TNF receptor superfamily member 11b. The record is from RefSeq and is a predicted model, not a curated record. Gene Ontology annotation, biological process: signal transduction. Lineage: Eukaryota; Metazoa; Chordata; Aves; Pelecaniformes; Ardeidae. Gene Ontology annotation, molecular function: protein binding.